Aspergillus lentulus is the source of this 3006-nucleotide messenger RNA. Its product is annotated as telomere length regulation TEL2 family protein. Gene Ontology annotation, cellular component: cytosol. Gene Ontology annotation, molecular function: Hsp90 protein binding; telomeric repeat DNA binding. Gene Ontology annotation, biological process: 'de novo' cotranslational protein folding. The record is from RefSeq and is a predicted model, not a curated record. Lineage: Eukaryota; Fungi; Ascomycota; Eurotiomycetes; Eurotiales; Aspergillaceae.
AUGGAAGCUCUCACGACUGUGAAUAUAACGACGCGCGAUUCCAGGUCGAUUUUAUCGCCUGCCGCGGAGGGAAAUUCCCAUGAUGGUCUUCAGAACCGCCAAACUGGGUCAGCAGUCGAGCUAGACAAUAAUUCUACGUCGUUAGAUUAUAUAUCGGCCGUACUGAAGUCAAAACCUGAUCAGGAUACUAUCGCUCAUGUACUCUCCAUACUUGAUCCCUCGAACAGAAAGGCUCUUCCUCCAGAUUUUGAUAUCAGGGUCCCCAGCGCAAAGGCCACUCAGAUUCUCAAUGUGUUAGUGAACCUCACGAUUCCCGAUCAUUGGGAAUAUCUGAGGGAGAAAAAGGGCGAAGCUACUCAACUACGCGGCAUGUUCUUGCGAUGUUUCAGCAGUGUUGCUGGACUGAGUUGCUUGGUCACUCAGCUUCGUUCACUGAUAACUGCAGCACGAGCAGCACAUCAAAAUGCGGAAGGAUCGAGUAAUGGUAUUCGACUUGCAGAGAUUCUGUCGGUCAUCUCUGCCCUGCUGAAACCGACAGACUUUGCGUUGCGCCUUUACAAUGACAUCGAUGCUCUUUACACUAAUGAAACCCAGAAGCAGCUAGCUUGGAAGGAGCUUAUUGCUCUUCUUGGUGCCAGCAAACUCCUACCUGCAGCAGCAGAAGCACUGAGCUUGAUAAAAGACCUGGAAGGCCUCGCGAAGCUCUCUUGGCUUGGUGAAGGAACUCAAUAUGCUUCCUGGUUGGGGGCAAAUAUAUGUCAAAUUGUCUCGAGGAUUAGUCCUAACAACGACUCGGGUCUGAAAGCAGUCGCUCUUCUAACGGCGCGGUCAUUGAGUAUUGGCUACACAGAUCACUUUGUAAGAGAAAUCUAUUCGGGCCUUCUACUAGACAGAGCUCUUCCGACACAUUUUGACUCUUUCUAUGACAAACUUCGGCCAACUGAGCAACUCGCUUUUCUCGAGUCAGUAUUCCGCGACCUGCAGAAGAAGUAUUUCCCGGUCAGCAUAUCCUACCUGGACUUUGCGAAUACGUCCGAUCAGAAUGUCGAAGGUGUUGCGGCCUUGUGCUCAAUCAUCAUUUCCAAACGUCCACACCUGGUGAGUCAGCUAUCAGACUGGCUUGCAAAAGGUCAAGCUGGCUCAAUACAUACCGUCGGUCUUCGUCGAGCGCUACUGGCCGCUUUGUCGGAUAGAAAGGAUAUAAUUCAAGCUCUGCUCUCCAAGAGCCUUGAACAAUCUGGCGAUAAGUUUUACAUCAGACACGCCCCGAUGAGCAGCCAAGAAGCAAAUGCUCAAGUUGUUCUCUUGGAUGCUGGGUGUCUUCAACGACUGGAUAGCCGUGCAGUCAAGGACGCAGGACGUUCUAGUAUUUUCCUGAACACCGUCUCGAAUCGUUUAGCAGCCUCAGCCUCCAAAGCCCGCCUUCUGGGUAUGAUCAUUGGCACCGCAAUUUCGCAACUCAUUGAUGAGCCGGGAAAAGCUAUGAAAUUUGACAUUCUAGAAAUGGAAAGCGACGAAGCAGUCUCGUAUCUGGACUUGGUCAAAAAAGCAGACCGCGUUGGAUCUUUAGACUAUAUCAAAAUACCGAAAGAACAACCACCUAAGAAGCCUCGUCCGCCAGGUCAAGGACCACCUUCGCGAACUACGGGGGUGCGAGCCUCCAACGCACAGUCAGUCAAGGUUGUGUCUAUAGAAGAGAUCGGAGACUCGGAGAAUGAUGAGAGCGAAGAGGAUGAGGAUCUGAUACCGUACGAGAAACCUGACGAGGAUUCAUCAGAUUCCGACGAUGACCCAACUCUUGUACAACGCAACAAACCGACACCGCCAGUAUACAUUCGCGACCUGAUAGCUGGCUUACGGGAUACGGAGAAUCUCGAACGAUAUGAAUUGGCCGUGACCACUGCUCCUUCUCUGAUUCGACGCAAGACUGGCUUCGGAACUGAGCUGACUGAGAAUGUGGAAGAGCUGGCUCUUGUCCUGGUCGGGCUGCAGGAGCAGACUAAACUCCCUAAAUUUCACGAAUGUCGGUUACAGAGUAUGAUUGCCUUGGUUGUAUCGCAGCCGCUGAAAAUGGGCCGCUGGUUUGCUGCGGUAUUCUUCGAUGGAGAUCUGUCCCAGACCCAGCGGUCCGCAGUCCUCACGGCGUUGGGUCUAAGUGCUCGCCAAUUAGCAGGAAACGGCGAGGAAGAUGCUCGUACACUCGGAUUGCCAACCUUGCCCGACACUUCCUUCCCAACCAGAAGGCUGCCGGCAAACGUGGAGGACUUAUAUCUAAACGAUCAAUCCCCCAUCGCUAAUCUUACAAAGACACUCUCAAAAGCUUCCCUUGAACCACUCGCGGCUCAAGCUGCGGACGCGGCGUCUGGUCCGAAUGCACUCAAGGUGCGAACGUUUUCGUCCCGAAUGGAGGUCGAAAAGAAACGCCAGCAGCGAGAUGCGCAGCGACAAAAGUCGACGGUCAAGGACCUUCACAAAGUCUUGUCAGAGGGCUUCUUCUAUCCUCUAACAGGUCGUUUUGCAUUGAUGAUGACGCAAUUUUCCUCGUCCACCGCGCCCUCGUACAACCCUUUUCUGAUUCCGCAUCUCCUCUGUCUCUUCAUCCAGACACUGACACUCAUCCUCUCCACCAUGGGGCCCCACAACCCGUACCUUCCUAAUCUCACUCAGGAGACGUUGACUUUUCUCCUUUCACUCUACACACGACCGCUUUCGGAUGACCCUUCGAUCGUCUCCGCACUGCUCUCGCUGUUUCUCGCAGUACUGGACUUGAACGUCGCCGCAGGCUCCUCCGGCGAGGAACGACUUGUCACGGAAUUUGCGACUCAAGUUAUCGAGUUGCGCGAGUGGGCUGGGUCAGUCUUUGAUCGAACUCCGGCGGCACAGGGAGUGGAUGACCCUCGGGAACAGGCCAGACUAUUGGCUGCAGGGGUGAUGGUGAAAUUGGAUGAAGUAACGGAGAGAUACCAAGGGCGGUUAAUGGGUGUCAACACUGGAUUUAAGUAUUAG